AUGGAUCCCAACUUCAGUGGUGUGUGGAGUGCUUUUAAAAUAGAUAUGGUGAGGUCAUUCAUCGCUAGUCACAACACCAACAACACCUACACAAAUGACCCAAACAAGAAGCACAAUGACAUUGUUGAUGAGCUCCAAGCAAGGUUCCCUGGCAAAGAAAGGUAUCAGGUAAUUCAAUUGUAUGUUGACCUUGUAGUUGAGAUGAAUACAACUCAGAGCAACCAACAAGUUGUGGCAAGCAAAGCACCUGUGAAUGAUAACUUUGGGAUGUCAACGGAGGAUACAAAUAUGAACAACAUGGAAAUGAUUCAUGGUUAUAUACUAGAUGAUGUGCAGACCAUGAAGAUGGUAGAGGAACUGCCUCAUAGGUUGAAUAUUGUUCAUAAGAAAAAGAGGCAACACCCACCCAUAGCUUGGAGUCAUGACGAGCACAAGAAUUUCCUCCGUGGCCUAGAAGCGUAUGGCCGUGGUAACUGGAAGAACAUAUCUAGGUACUUCGUCCCCACAAGGACGCCGAAUCAGAUCUGUAGCCAUGCACAAAAGUAUUUCCACAGGAACGAGUGCACCACUAGGAAACAACGCUUCAGCAUCAAUGAUGUUAGCCUCUAUGAUACAGAGCCAUGGGUGCAGAAGAACUCUUCUAGUUUGAAGUGUCUCACCUUCGGCCAUAGUGCUUACAACACACAUUAUUAUGACAUUGAGGGACAACAUGCUGUUUUGAACAAACUCGCACAUCCUAGCCAAGCGAGCAGUACACAUGCUGCCACCUGGACUAGAGGUCAGCAUGUACUAGCCGGUUCAUCCAUAGAUCCAACAAUGGUGCAGAGUAACGCUCUUGGAUGGGAGGCGCUCGCCUUCACUAGAGGUGCUAACAACACAAAUUACUAUGACUUUGACGGACAACACAAUGCCAUGAACAACCUUGCAUAUGUUGACCCGACGAGCAACAACCAUGUAGCCACUUGGACAAGAGGUCAACAUACAACAACUAAUUCUUCUAUAGUUCCAGCGAUGGUGCAGAAUACUUCUCCUAGCGAGGAGGUGCUUUCCUUCACUGGGAAUUCUUACAAUACAAACUACUAUGACUAUAGUGGACAAAAUGUUGCCUUGAAUAGUGGGCAACCAUGGUGA
Messenger RNA from Sorghum bicolor (sorghum), 1131 nucleotides. RefSeq lists its product as uncharacterized. The coding region runs from base 1 to 1131 and encodes 376 amino acids. The transcript is spliced from 2 exons. The record is from RefSeq and is a predicted model, not a curated record. Gene Ontology annotation, molecular function: DNA binding. NCBI's taxonomy places the organism in Eukaryota, Viridiplantae, Streptophyta, Magnoliopsida, Poales, Poaceae.